Penicillium robsamsonii is the source of this 216-nucleotide messenger RNA. RefSeq lists its product as uncharacterized. The coding region runs from base 1 to 216 and encodes 71 amino acids. The record is from RefSeq and is a predicted model, not a curated record. Lineage: Eukaryota; Fungi; Ascomycota; Eurotiomycetes; Eurotiales; Aspergillaceae. The transcript has a single exon.
AUGACAGUUGGAAGCAAUGAUGCUCCACCUAGUACUGGCACCCAAACUGGGACUACGGUUUUGGGGACCUCUGGUGGCACAUCGGACAGUAUCUCGAAAGGCAGAACUUCCAGUACCGAUACUGCACCCACUACAACAUUCGGGAAUCUUGCUCCGCAAAUACCAGCGCCCUUUAUGGUGGUUGGUGGACUACUUGUAGGGGCUUUGCUGCUGUGA